AUGGAUUCCAUCAAGACCAAGGAUGUCGCGCCGGAGAAGAAGGACAAGCAGCCACAGCUCAGCGACGUCGAGCAAUAUCAACGCCGAUGGGAGCAGUUGAUGGACGAUACGGCUAAGCAGAUCCAAAAGAUUCGAGGUACGAUCGUGACGUCUGAUGCAUCACAUGCGGGGAUCACUGACACUUUCCGGUUGAAAGACGAGGAACAAAGGAAAACCGCUCAGGGCUCGCGAUAA
Messenger RNA from Penicillium argentinense, 234 nucleotides. RefSeq lists its product as uncharacterized. Bases 1 to 234 code for a protein of 77 amino acids. NCBI's taxonomy places the organism in Eukaryota, Fungi, Ascomycota, Eurotiomycetes, Eurotiales, Aspergillaceae. The transcript has a single exon. The record is from RefSeq and is a predicted model, not a curated record.